GAGUGGAUCACACGUACGGCACCGUUACUUGAGCCAUGAUGAGUUGGGCCGGUGAACAGCCCGCGUUGGAGAUCAACGAGGCGGUCGGCAAACUGUUACAGUCCUUCAACUAUGAAACUAUCGUGCCACAACCUAACAAAGGUGGAGGUUGUAUUCGACGGCCACACGUCAAACGUCCUAUGAAUGCCUUCAUGGUGUUCGCACAAGCCAUGCGCAAGCGCCUAUCAGAACAGAGGCCGUCUUUACACAACGCCGAACUUAGCAAAUCACUUGGAUCUAUGUGGAAAAGUCUAAGCGAAGAAGAGAAGAUGCCAUUCAUAAAAGAAGCGGAAAAACUACGAAACAAACACAAAAAAGAUCACCCGGAAUACAAGUAUCAGCCGCGCCGCCGGAAACCGCCCCCCACUUCCGCCCGUUUCAAAAGAGAGCCUUCGCCUGACAGGACCCAAAUCGACUUUUCUAGAAUCGAAAUGGACGGCGCACUUUUGGCAGAUGGACCACCAGAUGGAGCUGAAUUAGACCAAUAUCUAAAACCCGCGCCGAUGCCUGAGUACCACGAGAUGCAACCGCGAUACACCCACACGUUAACACACGUUCCUCCCCUCUACACCCCCGUACCUCACUUACACCCCCCUUGCCCCGAAUGGCACAAUUAUCCAGGACAUCCAUAAUAAUAGGAUGUUAAGUUAAUAUAACGUAUAAAAUUUGUAUCCAUGUGAUAUAGAAAUUCAGAGGAUUUUUUAAACUGCAACAAAAAAUCAAAACGAAAUUUUAUACACAUCAAAUGGGAUUGUAACUUUAACAGAAACUUAUAAUAUACAUAAUUAAUACUGAGGCGGUUUAAAACAAAAAAAAUAUUGUGAUUUAAACCGAAAAUAGGUCACAACGCAAAAGACUUUACUGGUACUGUUUUUUUUGUCAACAUAUGGGUAUUUGAUGCGUCGUCACGCACGUGCGUAAUCGUAAGUAAAUAUUAGUUUUAAAAUCUCCUAUUAAUGAUAAAGUUUAGUAAAAGUAAGAUAACCUAAUUUUUAUUUUAUUCGUGUUCGAACUUCCGGAAGCCCCCAACGAGGCAUGGGAAAGCUCACAUCUGAAUAUUUAUUUACUUACGAACUUGAAAUUAUUGUAUAAAACCACCUCCACGAACACGUCUGCCAAACUUAGAAUAUUUUUUUUAUUAUUCACGUUUGGGAGCUACAUUCACUAAAUAGUCGUUAAAAUGUUUAUACAUAAUUAUAUUCAUGAUAAUUUCUCUUUUGUUAUUCAUUACUCAUUUGUUUUUGAUCCUUAAUUAUUCCAUUUUCAAAUAUUUCUGUUAUCUUAAGCAUAAAUCAUAAGUUUGUAAAUAUUUUAGUAUAUGUACAUUAGUGAUACAUAUGUAUUCUGUAGUUACGUAGAUACAUUAUUAUCUCCAAAGUAAAUUAGAUUCCAUUAUUAUAGUGUACUAAAAGAUUGCGCAACACUUCACAUUCACACGAAAAUUAAGAUUUUCCUACCUAUCACGUGUGUAUAUGUUAAUUAUGUUUCGAAUCUUCAUUGGUAUGUUAAAAUUACAUAUUCAUAUACCAAUGCAUACUCUAAACAAAGGUUAUUUGAAAAUACCCUUGUUCCUAAAUUUAAAGUCUAGCCAUGUAUGUCGACUAAAUUAUUCUUAUUACACUGAUUUAAUAAUAAUGUUAAGAUGUGUUAGCAACUCAUUGUUUAAAAUUGUCUAAAGCACUAACAGGCUAAAGCAAUGAAAUCAGUGGUUAAGAUUUUAUAAAUAAGGCUGUUAGUAUUUAAUAAUUAUAUAAGAUAUC
Molecule: messenger RNA, 1799 nt
Organism: Pieris rapae (cabbage white)
Lineage: Eukaryota; Metazoa; Arthropoda; Insecta; Lepidoptera; Pieridae
Product: transcription factor SOX-9
Exons: 3
Coding region: 36-671 (211 amino acids)
Biological process (GO): regulation of transcription by RNA polymerase II
Cellular component (GO): nucleus
Molecular function (GO): DNA-binding transcription factor activity, RNA polymerase II-specific; RNA polymerase II cis-regulatory region sequence-specific DNA binding
Source: RefSeq, a predicted model, not a curated record